ACAAAACAAGUCAGGAGGGAAGGGCCGGAUAGGAACACAAAGGAGGCAGCAGAGGUGGGGACUCAGAGCUGCUUUUUCAGCUCGCCACUAGUUGUCAAGCUCUCAUACGGCAGGGAUGGGUGAUCCAGCAAACCUGGUAGAGUCCAUCACACCGCCUGUUGUCACAGCGAUUCCUGCAGGGGAAAUGCAAGAUGCAGGUAAAAGCCUGUUAUCCAGUAAAAACGGGAAGAAGCCGGACUCUGGCUCCAGCAGCAGCAGCAGCAGUUUCUUCACCUGGUUCAUCGUGCUGGCCCUGCUUGGUGUCUGGACUUCUGUGGCUGUGGUCUACUUUGACUUGGUCGACUAUCAAGGAGUUCUAGACAAGGCUAAGGGCAUACAGAUUAACCUGUCUGAAACCUUGCAAGGUAAACUGGCGGCGUACGACACUGAUGGAGAUGGUGACUUUGAUGUGGAGGACGCUAAGGUGCUUCUAGAUGAUAAACCUGCAGAAAGGCCAUGCAGAGGAGUUAAUAAAGAAUCCCCUUCACCCAGAGAUGUUGGCUUGAAGCUUCGGGAGGCUCUGAAGCAGCAGCUGGCAAUCAUCCAUGAACGUGUGGAGGCCAAGAAGAUGGCUAAGCUGGCUCUGGCUGAAGUCAGGCAGCUGCUGGCUAAAGAAGAGGAGGAAAAGGAGCUGGACCUGGGCAGGAAGGAAAUAACUGCCAGGGUGAAGGAGAGAGUGGCCAGCAGACUAAAGGAGGAGGAGGAAAAGCUGGAGAAAGAAGAGAUGGAAAAGGCUCUGGAAAAAGUGCAAAAGGAAAAGGCUAAGCAAAAGGAGGAAAAGGAAGAAGAGACCAAAGAUAAGGGAGGGGAGAAGAAAUCAAAGAAAAAAGAAAAAGUGCUGGGAAAUGAAGGAAAAAAUGAAGAAAAAGUGAAAUUGACUCUCAAAGAAAAAUGGAAGAAAAUUAGAGCUGAGAAAUCUGUUAAAGGAGGCAAAAAAUAAACUCGGAGCUCUGUUCAUUUUAUAAGAAAGGCAAUCCCAGUCACAGCCAUUUUUGAUUGGUGGGCUGGUAGUCAAUAUGUUAUAUUGAAUAGUCGUUACCUGUGUAAUAAAUACCAGAACCUCAAAAUGAUGGGACUAUAGCUCCUGAACUGUUUUACCUGUGAUUCCUGCUUUGUUUAAAUAUGACCCUUUAAAUGGAGGCAGUGCAGUCAGCUGAUCAUUGUAUGGAAACCAGUCCUUCCAUUUGCACUGUUGUGAUGAGUCUGAUGCAGCCUAUCAGAGCAAGGAGUCAUGAAAUCACACCUCAAUAACAUCUCAUAUUAUCUAUUUUUGCUCUUACUUUUUUGUGAAAUUAAAAAAUCUAAUUGCUCAAUAGAUUUUUAAGUGUCUGAGUGUAAAAUAUUAAUAUUCACAAAAGCUUUAGGUGAGAUCAGUGAGAAGGCUGAAGUGUUUCUGCUUGUAAUUGUGUCAACUCCUUCUACAGAAUUUCCCAGAAAAAUGGAUCAGACUGCCAAAAAUCAAGCCAUAAAUGAUGUUUUCACAGAAUUAAAAAGAAUUUUCUAUUAAAAAUGUCAUAAUUUUUAUGUUCUGAUUCUUAACAUUUACAGAAGCAUUAAUGUUGUAGCCUUUAAGGCUAAAAUUACUUAAAAUAAUAGAUGGAAAACAAACAAAAAAAAUAGUACCUUAAAUUAGGUACUGUUUCUCAUUAUCUAUGAUUCCUAACACACAGCACAUCAAAGCAAUAAUCAUACUUUUAAACUUGAUUUGGUUGUUUUCAAAAAGAAUUGACUAGACUGAAGAAUCGAAUGCACCUAGCUUGUAAGAUGGAAUAAAUUGAUUUUUCUUUUGCCAAUAAAGAUCGUUCACUGAUUUAAAACUCUUUUUUUAUAUUUUUUGUUUAGUUUUGUGUUCUUUGUGUCUUCACAAGUAAAUUAUGUAUCAGCAUUUGUUUGAUUUCAAUGAAGUUGGAAGACUUGAUGCCAUAGGAUAAUAGCGCUCCCACGCAGCCUUCCUGUGCAUUUAAUUCUGUUUCAUAUCCAUUCAGGAUUCAGCAGAACACUGAAUUCCACUGCAUCAGUCUCGGUAUACAUGCUCUAUUCAGAGCAGAAGUGCAUCAGAAACAACACACAUGCUUCAAACACAUUAUGGGACUUGAUGUUUCUCAAAUUCUAUUCCAUGUCCUCAUCUUUUGACUCGUGUAAAGCAUGUUUUUUAAAUCAUGUUUUACACAAUUGUCACAGGAAACUAUGUAACAGCAGCUUUAGGUCUUCACUGUUAACUUUACAAGUUUUUAAUUACAAUUCCAUUUUCUAUACACAGCUCUGUUGACAAUACUUUAGGGUAGCAUCUGUAGUUACACAUUUUAACACAAACAUGUUCGUGUGAAAUCCUGGAUUGUACUUAGCUAAGUUGGUUAACAGUGAAGAAAAUGGAAAAACAUAAUGCAGUUCAAAUCUACUGUAAACUGUAAA
Poecilia latipinna (sailfin molly) is the source of this 2451-nucleotide messenger RNA. RefSeq names its product aspartate beta-hydroxylase (gene asph). Gene Ontology annotation, biological process: peptidyl-aspartic acid hydroxylation. Gene Ontology annotation, molecular function: peptidyl-aspartic acid 3-dioxygenase activity. Gene Ontology annotation, cellular component: membrane; endoplasmic reticulum. The record is from RefSeq and is a predicted model, not a curated record. The transcript has 6 exons. NCBI's taxonomy places the organism in Eukaryota, Metazoa, Chordata, Actinopteri, Cyprinodontiformes, Poeciliidae. Bases 116 to 979 code for a protein of 287 amino acids.